AUGAAGGCCUUCACUCUCCUUAGCAUCGCCCCCCUGGCUCUGGCCCAGACGCUGUGCGAACAGUACAGCCAGUCCACCACGGACGGCUACUACGCCAACAACAACAAAUGGGGCGCCGCACUCGGCACCGGCCAGCAGUGCACCUACGUGGACGAGGUGUCCAGCUCAGGCGUUUCGUGGCGGGCGGACUGGACGUGGUCCGGCAACGAUGACAUGGUCAAGAGUUAUCCUCACGCGGGCCGCACGCUGGCGGACAAGAAGCUCGUGAGCGAGAUCAGCAGCAUCCCCACGCAGGCCGACUGGGGCUACAGCGGGGACUCGAUCCGGGCCAACGUGGCCUACGACAUGUUCACGGCAUCGGAUCCCACGCACGCGUCGAGCGGCGGCGACUACGAGGUCAUGGUCUGGCUGGCCAACUACGGCGACCUCUGGCCGGUGGGCAGCAGCGUCGGCAGCGUCGAGGUCGAGGGCCAGACGUGGACGCUCUGGGAUGGUUUCAACGGCGAGAUGCACGUGUACACCUUUGUGGCGGACGCGGCGCGCCACUCGGUCGACUUGGACGCAAAGGGCUUCUUUGACUAUCUGCGCGACAGCAAGGGCUUUCCUGUGGACAGCCAGUAUCUGACGGUUCUCCAACUCGGUACGGAACCGAUGACUGGCGGGCCAGCCACGUUCCAAAUGAACCACUUUUACGCAGACGUCAAUUAG
This is a messenger RNA of Emericellopsis atlantica, 708 nucleotides long. RefSeq names its product endoglucanase. NCBI's taxonomy places the organism in Eukaryota, Fungi, Ascomycota, Sordariomycetes, Hypocreales, Bionectriaceae. Gene Ontology annotation, biological process: polysaccharide catabolic process. The coding region runs from base 1 to 708 and encodes 235 amino acids. The transcript has 2 exons. The record is from RefSeq and is a predicted model, not a curated record. Gene Ontology annotation, molecular function: cellulase activity.